Impatiens glandulifera is the source of this 2110-nucleotide messenger RNA. RefSeq names its product cysteine-rich receptor-like protein kinase 44. NCBI's taxonomy places the organism in Eukaryota, Viridiplantae, Streptophyta, Magnoliopsida, Ericales, Balsaminaceae. Gene Ontology annotation, molecular function: ATP binding; protein kinase activity. The record is from RefSeq and is a predicted model, not a curated record. Gene Ontology annotation, biological process: protein phosphorylation. The coding region runs from base 13 to 1998 and encodes 661 amino acids. The transcript has 7 exons.
AAAAGUGAAAUCAUGUUCAUAUUCAAACAUGGUAAAUCUGCAAUUUUCCUCUUUCUUCUUCCGGUGGCUUGCUUCAAUUCCGGCGCCGGCGCCGGCGCCGCCACCUAUGUGUACCAUGUCUGUACAAACACGUCUACAUACCUACCAAACAGCGCCUUCCAAUCCAGUCUCAAACUCCUCUUCUCCAUCCUCUCCUCAAAUAGCACAGUAGAAAACGGUUUCCACAACGCAACUACAGGUCACUCCGCCGAUGACAAAGUUUCCGGCCUUUUUCUCUGCCGUGGAGAUCUCUCUCCCCAAGUCUGCCAGUCCUGUAUCACCGCCGCUACCACAGAGCUUCCGGAGCUCUAUUGUCCGAAUCAGAAGGAAGCUGUGAUUUGGUUUGAAGAAUGUAUGGUUCUAUACUCUGACCUAAAUAGAUUCCAUGUCUUUGAUCCGAGUUAUCGACCAGUCGUAACAAAUAGUCAGAACGUGACCGAUCCGGAUUUUCUUCCUGCUUCAUUGGUGCCGGCUUGGUUGCAAAAUUUGGCUAUGCGCGCCGCCAGUGGAAGGGAGCAUCCGGGGAAGAACUUCGCUGUUUCUCAAUUUGACUAUUCCGAUCGACAGACACUGUAUGGAUUGGCGCAGUGUUCACUGGACAUGGGAAGAGACGAUUGCGAUACGUGCCUUAAGGAAUCGAUUUCGAGUCUUCAAGUUUGUUGCGAGAGGAGAGCCGGCGUGAUGGCUGUUAUGCCUGGUUGUAAUAUAAGAUACGAGACUUUCCUUUUUUACAACACGACCGCCACAUCGGCAUCGCCUCUUCCCACUCCGAUAGUCCCAGGGAAGUCAAAAAUUUCUUCAGCUGUGCUUGCUGUCAUUAUUAUACCUGUAGGAGGUUUUGUUUGCCUGUUCAUAGUUGGGUUUUGUGUCUUGAGAAAGAGAGCAAAAAGGAGAAGGUAUCAUCAGGACGUGGAAGCAGAGGAAGAAGCUGAUCAUCAUGAAUUCACGAAGGCAGAGUUGAAGCAGUAUGAUUUUGCCACUGUGCAAACAGUCACGAACAACUUCUCGAUUGAUAACAAGCUGGGGAAAGGCGGAUUUGGUGUGGUCUACAAGGGUAUUUUAGCAAGUGGACAAGAGAUAGCUGUUAAGAGGUUGUCAUCAAGAUCAGGACAAGGAGCAGGAGAGUUCAAGAAUGAGGUGAUGUUAGUGGGUAAGCUUCAACACAGAAAUUUAGUCAGGCUUUUAGGUUUCUGUUUAGAUGCAGAAGAAAAGAUACUCAUCUACGAGUAUGUCCCUAACAGAAGCCUUGAUUACUAUCUCUUCGAUCCCAUCCAACGAGAGAGGUUGAAUUGGACUAUGCGUUACAAAAUCAUUGAAGGAAUCGCUCGUGGCCUUCUUUAUCUUCACGAAGAUUCUCAACUUAGGGUCAUACAUCGCGAUCUCAAAGCUGGUAAUGUGCUACUAGAUGAGUCCAUGAAUGCUAAAAUAUCAGAUUUUGGCAUGGCGAAGAUAUGUGUUGCAGAUCAAAGUCAAGGAAGCACAAAUCGGAUAGUUGGAACAUAUGGUUACAUGUCACCAGAAUAUGCGAUGCAUGGUCAGUUCUCGGUAAAGUCGGAUGCAUUUAGUUUUGGGGUAUUGAUCUUAGAGAUCAUAAGUGGUAAGAAGAUCAGUUCGAGCUUUGAGCUCCCAGAUUCCUUUGGCUUCCUUAGCUAUGCUUGGAAACUAUGGAGUAACGGGACACCUUUAGAGUUUGUUGACACGUCUCUAGGAGAAUCAUACUCGAGAAAGGAGAUUAUUCAAUGCAUGCAUAUCGGGUUGUUAUGCGUUCAGGAAGAUCCUGCGGUUAGGCUUUCCAUGAAUGCAGUUGUUUACAUGCUCAAUAAUAGUGAUUCAGUUAGUCCACCGCCUCCUCGACAACCUGUGUCAGUUUUCCGUUACAAUUCCGAGAUUGAGCCUGAUGUUGGUAGUAAAUCACUUUCAGUUAAUGAAAUAUCUAUUUCUGAAGUUUGUCCAAGAUAAGUUGGUAAUUAGAUUUAGAAUUUGUGUACUAGUAUACAAUAAUAUAAAGUAUAUUUAGUUUUGUAAAGUCUCUUGAUAUAUACAUAAUACAAAAACAUAGAGUUUGCUCUGA